AUGGCCAACGCACCUUCAUCAUCAUCGCCGUCAUCGCCUGCCACCGCACCUUCAUCAUCAUCACCGUCAUUGCCUGUCACCGCACCUUCAUCAUCAUCACCGUCAUCGCCUGUCACCGCUAGCACCAACACCACUCCGCCGCCUUCUUCUUCUUCGGUAGUUCCCGACGCUCCCCCUUCUCCUAAAUCCGCCGUCGAUUUCCUCUCUCUCUGUCACAAACUCAAGGCAAGAAAGGGGACAACAAGAUGGCUGAGAAGUGACGUGGAGAAUCCAGAAUCUUUAGCUGAUCAUAUGUAUGGAAUGACUUUGAUGGCGCUGAUUGCACCAGAUGUUCCCGGUCUUGACCGAAACAAGUGCAUCAAAAUGGCUAUUAUUCACGACACUGCAGAAGUAAUGAUUUUGGACACAACCCCCUAUGUUCGGAGAGAAAUAACGCAUCAACGAGGACAAGUGGCGCUUUAUAAUAUGUGCCGAAUACUUGGAGAGGGAGAAGGAUCGAGAGGAAAGGAAAUUACUGAGUUGUGGAUGGACUACGAAGCAAAUUCUUCUCCAGAAGCAAAAUUUGUCAAGGACCUUGACAAGGUUGAAAUGAUACUUCAAGCGCUGAACUAUAAAGGAGAUGAGCAAGGAAAUGAUUUGGAUGAAUUUUUACGCUCGACUGCUGGGGAGUUCCAAACGGAAAUUGGCAAAGCUUGGGCAACAGAGAUUGUUUCAAGAAGGAAAAAUACCUAA
Messenger RNA from Vicia faba (fava bean), 732 nucleotides. The record is from the annotation of a GenBank genome assembly. NCBI's taxonomy places the organism in Eukaryota, Viridiplantae, Streptophyta, Magnoliopsida, Fabales, Fabaceae.